GUGUAGAGUGUUUGCUAUCCAUCAUUCCUUUUGGCUGUGGUCAAAGCCAAACAGAAUGUGAGGCAACAAAUACACAACACACAUAUACAUUACACAAAUAUACAAGCAUGUUUCUGGCCCAUGGUGCUAUUAAAGCUUUAUUUGUCUUCAGACCUCCCCACCACACAGCUCCUCCUUUCAUGAGUGUUUAUCCUGAUCACACCGAGCUAUCAACUGUGUGUCUCUCAGCUCACGAAACUAGCAGAGAACCCUGCCUCCGUGGACUCUACUGCCCCGUGGAUACAAAUAAAUACAUCUGAUGUACCAUAACUACAGUCUCAGACAUUGAGCGUAGAGUAUUAGGUCAACAUUUUCAAAUGUACGUUGUUCGAGAAUGAAGGAGAAAUGAGAAGCCCAUUAUACUUAUGCCAUAAUGCACACUAAAGCCACAGUGGUGGUGCUCCCCAGAAAACCCCAAGAUCCUUGUAGGACGUUCUCUUCCUCUCUAACCGCUGUCAAAUGCUCGAGGCCGCAGGGGUGCGUGAGGCCUGUCACAUGACUGCUGGGAUCCUAGUGGCUGUACUGAGGCCUGGCUGUGUUCCGUCUCCCAGCCCCGUGUCCUGAACCCAUAAAAGCCCAGCGAGACACAGAGCAUAGCCUACCAUCAACACAAACACACACACACACACACACACUGAAAAAACACACGUCUCUACAGAGCUAGCACAGAAGUCCUUCAAAACCUCUCCACCAAAGGCUCUUUUAAUACCUUCACUCUAUACUCUACUUCUCUACUCUUGAAGAUCCACCAACGGGUGUCGCUUUUUGCCCUGCGGACCGCUUGGCUCUUGUCUGCCAGGGCGGGUGCGCUCGCAUCGGGGGUCGUGAGUUGUGGGUUGGUCGUCUGGCAGAGCAUCCAGCCGGGGAGAUGAGCAGCAAGGGGCGUCUGGGGGACCUGACGGAUCGGGAGCAGGAUCAGCUGAAGAUGCGGCGGGACAGCGACACCAAGGCGGCCGAGCUGGUGAAGAUGGAGAAGAUGCUGCAGCAGACCAAGGGCAUGUUUGAGAAGAAGGCGGAAAGCAGCUCGGAGACCAAGAACUACGAGGAGAACAUGGAGGACCUGGAAGAGCGCGUGCGGUCCAGCCGGCGCUUCCGGCGCAACUCACUGCACCACACGCAGAUGCUGGAGAGCGAGAUGAAGACGGUGAAGGUGGAGCUGGUGGGCACGCUGGACCACCUGCAGGAGCUGCGCAACGUGCUGCGGCGCUCCCAGCAGAAGGCCGAGGAGCGCAAGGUGGCCAUGGAGAAGCUGGCCGCGGGGCUCAGGUGAACCGCACGUUCCCCCCGCCGGCUUCCUCCUCCUCCUCCGAUGUCCGUGUUUUAUGUUUACUCUUCGAGUACGCGCUUCGUUCCGGCAGGGCGUUGUCGUCACGUCGGAAACGAUAUAUCGCUUCUCCUUCCCUGGUCCCUCUGGGUUCCCCCAUCACCCUUCACCAUGGGCACGUCGCCACACCCGGAGCAGCAAGACAGCGUAAAAACAAAGAGACGCACUGUAUGUUGUUCCCCAGCGUGCUAUAAAUACCCCCUCCGUGAUGCGGCUCCAGGCUGGCUUGUUGCGUUUGUUUUGAUGCAUUUCUUUUUUCAUUGGGCUUUGACUCUUAAGUCUUGUGUGGUUUAAAGUGUUUGUGUAACUAGAUUCAUUGGAAUAGGUUUGGUUAGCGUUAUUUUUUAAAUUGUAUUAUGUAAGGUUCAUUGACCAGUGGUUGUCUCUUUGGAUAACGUUCCCCAACGGUGUAUUACAAGCACAGGUAAAAGUCGGUUUGUUGCAAAUUGUGUUAUCGAUGGUUGAUGAUUGAUUCGUAGACUUUCGGUUGGGAACGAUCUCCGGAGCAGCUGUUAGCAAACUGAAUGAUGGUAUGCUAGUAAAUUAACUUCAAUAAUAAACAUACGUAAAUGAGUAACAAACAAGAAUUCUGUGA
Gadus macrocephalus (Pacific cod) is the source of this 1958-nucleotide messenger RNA. Its product is annotated as coiled-coil domain-containing protein 18. The coding region runs from base 908 to 1309 and encodes 133 amino acids. The transcript is spliced from 2 exons. The record is from RefSeq and is a predicted model, not a curated record. Lineage: Eukaryota; Metazoa; Chordata; Actinopteri; Gadiformes; Gadidae.